GAGCGGUCAAGCUGUGUGACUUCACUGAGGACCAGACCGCAGAUUGGUAAGAUCCUGUACAGUCAGUGUGGGGAUGUGAUGAGGCCCCUCAGCCAGAACCCCACCAACGCCGGGGUCCUCAAGGUCCUGGGGAAGCCCAAGAGUGAUGAGAUGAAUGUGAAGGUGCUGGACUUUGAGCACUUCCUGUCCAUGCUCCAAACUGUGGCCAAGAACAAGGACCAGAGCACCUAUGAGGAUUAUGUUGAAGGACUUCGGGUGUUUGACAAGGAAGGGAACGGCAUCGUGAUGGGUGUGGAUAUGCAACAUGUUCUUGUCACUCUGGGUGAGAAGAUGACAGAUGAAGAAGUAGAGAUGCUGGUGGCAGGGCAUGAGGAUAGCAAUGAUUGUAUCAACUAUGAAGAGCUGGUCUGUAUGGUGCUGAAUGGCUGAGAACCUUCCCUCUCCCCAAAGCCCAUGCCUUUCCCUGCCUUUCCUGAAGGCGUCCCAGGCCUUCUGGUCACAGCACCUUGCCCAUCUUGCCUCUCUUGGAUGAUGUUUGCGUCAGCAUUCACCAAAUAAAUUUGCUCUCUG
Molecule: messenger RNA, 570 nt
Organism: Carlito syrichta (Philippine tarsier)
Lineage: Eukaryota; Metazoa; Chordata; Mammalia; Primates; Tarsiidae
Product: myosin light polypeptide 6-like
Exons: 2
Coding region: 79-429 (116 amino acids)
Cellular component (GO): myosin II complex
Molecular function (GO): structural constituent of muscle
Source: RefSeq, a predicted model, not a curated record